GUCGACUACGUCAUCACCUGGGUGCCCAUUCUGUUCGGUCAUGUCGCAGAUCUGAAGGACAAGGCUGAGGAAAUGGAUAUAGCGAAGACAAUGGCUGCCUUCCACAGUAACGCCAAUGCAGGCUCAUCUAGUUCUGCGACAAGGCCGUCUCCUCCAGUAGAAAUGACAUCAUCUUCCACCAGUACGUCUUCAUCAGGGUCCUUCUCUUAUUUUGGCGAUAUUGCCGCGAAGCGUCAUCGUGCUUCGAACCAGGAGAAGAGAGCACAGCGAAAAGAGCAACAGCCUCACUAUCGAUUUCCUCGCCACAUAAAGGACACUCUCGUAGACUUGGUCUUACCUUUGCUCUCUCUCAAAGCCGC
Messenger RNA from Amoebophrya sp. A25, 359 nucleotides. The record is from the annotation of a GenBank genome assembly. NCBI's taxonomy places the organism in Eukaryota, Dinophyceae, Syndiniales, Amoebophryaceae.